CCCUGGAUGUACUUGCGCCCGUAAAGAGACUCCUUGCAGCUGGCGCAGUCAAAGCCGUCCGUCAUGUUGCUUGCUGGAAGUCUACGUGCUUCCCGCGGCGGCGGCGGCGUCUCCGCGCGCGGCCCCAGGCUGAGCCGCGCCGCCCUGCGCGUCCUCGUUUUGCCACAGAAAAUCGAGCGGCUGAAGUCGGAGCUCCACCUGCUGGACGCCGAGGGGAAGCAGCCGAGUAGGCACACGUUCUUCUUCGACACCCGGAGGGAAGUGCAAGGUUUUGACAUUGCCCUCCAUCUGAACACUGCUCCUGAGCUGGUCAGCAGAGUGUACAACAGGCCAGUCCUCGAAACCCUGAAGAAAAAAGCUGUUUCAGGGAUCACCGCUGAUGGCCAGUUACAGAGGCUAGCCCGGCAGAGGAAGGGUCAGUACAGCCUGCUGAGGCAACGCAUAGAGCGUGAACGGAAGAUGUUUGUCAUUGCACAGAAGCUCCAGACCCGAAAGGAUCUCUUGGACAAAACUCAGAGAGUGAAGCUGAAGAAGGAAACUGUAAAUCAGCCAGCAAUCUACAGGUUCCAGUUUAGACGGAAACGCUGACUCUCCUGUUCUGUGAAGAGGGGUGUCCUCCAUUGGAUUGCUUUGGGAACCCCUGCCUACAAAUGCCCUUUUUCUUUGCCUUAGAUUUAUCUUAUGGUACUUUUUCAAUAAAUCCAGCAAGUGCUGCUGUGAUUGCACUGCCACCCAUUCCA
Messenger RNA from Python bivittatus (Burmese python), 740 nucleotides. The record is from RefSeq and is a predicted model, not a curated record. NCBI's taxonomy places the organism in Eukaryota, Metazoa, Chordata, Lepidosauria, Squamata, Pythonidae.